GCCUUGUCUUGGUGAUGAACGUGUGGGGCACCAUUGUACACACAUCGAGCCACCGUUCUGUCGUUUGAGCGACCGAGCGAGCUUGUCGUGGCGUGCCAUUGGGCAUUGGCUGUGUAGGCGAUGAAGUUUGCAAAGGAGCUCGAGCACGAACUUGUGCCGGAAUGGAGGAUCAAGUACCUGGACUAUAAGCUCGGGAAGAAGAAGAUCAAAGCAAUCCAGCGGGCAUUGAGGACGGCGCAGAGCAGCAACCCUCUCACACCGAGACGACUCGGACGCGGAAACACUGUUUCAAGCCGCAGGGACGCCGCUCCCCAGUACUCGUACCUAAGCAGAGGAGGCUCGCGACCUUUGCACACUCCGCACGAUGCGCAGACUGUACAGGGGAACACGCCCUCGCACCAGCAUACGUCGUCCGCGCCAAAGGACAUCGCCCCGGUGCGCACCCGGAGCAGCAACCACAGCGGCGGCAGAGAUGGCAUAGGGUACUUGACUCCCUUGUACCGUGCUCGCAGUAGACCCAGCGACGCCGCGCAUCAAGGCGACGACCACGACGCAGCUGAGACUACACCCCUCAAGCAUGAUUUUGAAAGCACUUUGCACCACACGUACACGGAGCGAGGACUGACGAGAUAUGGCAGCAUCAUCGGCAGCCCGCCUCGCGACGAUGCUGCGUCGCACAGUCUGAGAGGUCGCGGCCCCCCUAGUCUGAAUCUUCCGGGCCCCGCGCUGCGUACCACGACGCCAACGGCAGACGAGCCUCCGCUGACUACGACGACGAGCGAGCCGCAGCUGCUGAAGGGCGUCGAGGAGGUCGGCCAGGACGAUGUGGUGGGGUCAACGCCGUACGAGGCUGGCAAGACGAGGCAACCAGCACGCAAGACACCGCUUAGCAUCAGGCAUAGAAGCAUAUUCAGCCCUCGGCGGGUCAAUUCGCUUCCGUACGGCGCAUCCGAGGGCCCGUCGCGGCCGGUGAUGAAGCGGCUGCUUUCGCUAGGCGCACCGAGCACGCCCUCUCCGGUCGACCUUCCGCUCGAGGCGUAUCGCGAGCUGGACCUGCGCCAGGCCGAGUUCUUCAACUUCCUCGAUCUCGAGCUGGAGAAGGUGGAGUCGUUCUACAAGCUCAAGGAGGACGAGGCGACCAAACGUUUGGAAGUUCUUCGACAGCAGCUGCACAUCAUGCGCGAUCGGCGAAUCGAGGAGCUGGUCAAGGCGCGCAUGGAGUCUAGAAAGGCUGCGAAGGCCUCCGAAGGCAACGGCAACGACGGUAAGGGGAACGGUUUCUUGCUUGCAAAGACAGACUCGUGGCUCCACAAACUGGAUGAGGCACUCACCGCUGCUAAGCAUGGCAAGUUUGGGAAAAAAUCCAAGGCUAUGGCGACGUUGGGCACGCCGCAGGUGCUCGAGGGCGGGAACCCGGAAGAUUGGAACCGAGACUACGUCCGCAGGAAGCAGCACACACGGAUCCCCUACCGGACAGCGAAGCGGAAGCUAAAGCUGGCCAUGCAGGAGUACUACCGCGGCCUGGAGCUUCUGAAGAGCUACGCGCUGCUGAAUCGCAAGGCGUUUCGCAAGAUCAACAAGAAGUACGACAAGGCCGUCAACGCGAGGCCCAGUCUGCGGUACAUGAACGAGAAGGUCAACCACGCUUACUUUGUCACGAGCGACGUCGUCGACUGCCACAUCCGCGCCGUCGAGGACCUGUACGCCCGCUACUUUGAGGGCGGCAAUCACAAGGUCGCCGCCGGCAAGCUGAGACAGAAGACGACGCAGUCGGUCGACUUCACCGGCGUCGUAUUCAGGACAGGCCUGUAUAUUGCUGCGGGUUUGGUCUUUGCCGUCGAAGGCCUCGUCUACGCCGGCCAGAUCAUAUACGGCCACGACCAGGUGCUGAGAUUGAACACCAGCUAUCUACUCCAGAUUUACGGCGGAUACUUCCUCAUGCUGCUACUCAUGCUCUUCUUCGUCUUCGACUGCCGAUUCUGGACUAUGGCAAAGGUGAAUUACGCCUUCGUAUUUGAGUUCGACAGCCGCCACAAUCUCGACUGGCGCCAGCUCGCUGAGCUUCCCUCGUUCCUCCUUUUCCUUCUCGGCUUCUUCGUCUGGAUAAACUUCUCUCAGUACGGAACUUCCCAGAUGUUCAUCUAUUAUCCCGUCAUCCUCGUCGGCGUCACCUUUGUUCUGCUGUUCAAUCCGCUGCCCAUACUCUACCAUCGGGCGAGAUGGUGGUUCCUCACCGCGCUGUGGCGCCUCUUCUUCUCUGGUCUGUACCCUGUCGAGUUCCGUGACUUCUUCCUGGGCGACAUGUUCUGCUCGCAGACGUACGCAAUGGGCAACAUCGAGCUGUUCUUUUGUCUGUAUGCGCACCUCGCGCCGGGACAUGCAAGCUUUGCCAACCCUGCCCAAUGCAACAGUAACAACUCGAGACUGCUUGGCUUCUUCAGCACCCUGCCUGGCGUGUGGCGUGCGCUGCAGUGCUUGAGGCGUUACCGCGACACGAAGAAUGCCUUUCCCCACCUGGCCAACUGUGGAAAAUACACAGCGACGAUUUGUUAUUACAUGAGCCUGAGCCUGUGGAGAAUGGACAAGACUUUCGAGCUGAAGGCGCUAUUCAUCUUCUUUGCCACCGUCAAUGCCGUCUAUUGCAGUAUUUGGGACCUCGUCAUGGACUGGUCUCUUCUAGACCCAUACUCGCACUACAGAUUCUUACGCGAUCAUCUGGCCUUCAAGCAAGUGUGGAUGUACUAUGUUGCCAUGAUCAUCGACCCUAUACUAAGAUUCAACUGGAUUUUUUACGCCAUCUACGCAAACGAUGUGCAGCACUCGGCCACUCUGUCCUUUGUCGUUUCCUUGAGCGAGGUCUUCCGUCGUGGUGUCUGGACCAUCUUCAGAGUCGAGAACGAGCAUUGCACAAAUGUUGGCCGCUUCAGAGCCAGUAGAGACGUGCCGCUUCCUUACAAGAUCAAGAAGAUCCCCGAAGGUGCUGAAGGAGAAGGGACGAUCGUGGAAGCGGAGGAGACGGCGGAGGACGAAGAGAGGGAGGCGAGAGAGGAAGAGCAAAGGAGACAGGGUCUCAGAAUCUCGCCCAGUCUUUCGCGAACACGCUCCACAGGCGUGGAUCUCGAGCGACAGCGCACCCAAGACAGCACGACUACGGUUCGGCCACGGAGGCGGAAGUCGCGUUCAAACACCGAGCCCAGUCCGUUGAUAUGGGGACUCAGCUAUGUGGGCAACCUGCUCCACACAGCACACGCGCAAGACUUUGAGCGCAAGAAACGUCCUGCAGUCGCGGUCACGGACAAGGAUGAUAACAAGAGCGAUGGGUUCAGCGAUUACGACGUCGAUGCCGGGACGGACGAGGAGGAAGAGAGAAGAGAGCAACAAGACGCCGAGAGGCUCUUUGAGGAUACUGUCGAUCGUGCUGAGGCUAGCGGUAGUGGGAGCGGUCCGGAGGAGGUGUUCAGCUUCCAGCCUAAGCGGCAGAGCGAAGAGUCGAGCGAUGACGAUGAGGGAGUGAUGAGUCCAGGCGAGCCGGAGGCGGGCACUAAUGUGAAGGCUGAAGAGUAAUGGGCAGGAGGUGCUCGAUCAAGAAAAGAUCGUAUAAGAGGAUCCACAAGCAUUGUACGAAUACUGACGACAGUUUCACCGCAGCAUCAGCGCGGCUGGCGCUACCUUUGUGCUCCGGCAUAGGAUGCCCACCAUGUCCGAGGCAGAAUAUUCAAAUAGUACGCCUUUCUUG
Molecule: messenger RNA, 3736 nt
Organism: Verruconis gallopava
Lineage: Eukaryota; Fungi; Ascomycota; Dothideomycetes; Venturiales; Sympoventuriaceae
Exons: 5
Coding region: 121-3564 (1147 amino acids)
Biological process (GO): cellular response to phosphate starvation; phosphate ion transport
Cellular component (GO): cytoplasm; plasma membrane; Golgi apparatus
Molecular function (GO): inositol hexakisphosphate binding
Source: RefSeq, a predicted model, not a curated record